CUCCCCAGCCUGCCUGCCGCCGCCACCCCGAAGCCCCUCCAGCUAAAGCCUGUAGACCUUCCCACUGCAAAAACCGGACUCCAUACUUUUGUCCCAACGCGAACCCACUACUCUCACGCCAAAUUUUUCGGCCCCGCGGUGGGGCAGGACAACAAGGGCAGGCCGGGGGGAAACUGAGACCGUAUGAUGUGGAUCUGGUACCUUCUGCUGGGUUCGGGGUCAGGCUCAAGAACUGUUGAGAGCCAGUCGCUCCCAGGGAACAACUUCACCACCGAGUGCAACAUCCCUGGAAUCUUCAUGUGCAGGGAUGGGAAGUGUGUCCCAGGCGGGUGGCAGUGCGACGGAUUACCUGACUGCUUUGACAAGAGUGAUGAGAAAGGCUGUCCUAAGGCCAAGUCAAAGUGCGCCCCAACAUUCUUCGCCUGCGCUAACGGUGUCCACUGCAUCAUCGGGCGCUUCCGCUGUAACGGCUUCAGUGACUGUCCUGACGGGAGUGACGAGGAGAACUGCACGGGCUCUGAGUGCUCGGAGACUCGCUUCAAGUGUCGGAAUGGCCACUGUGUGGACCGCAGCUUCUUGUGUAACGGCCAGGACAACUGUCAGGACAACAGCGAUGAGGAGCCCUGCCUAACUACAGCGGAAGCUCCGGGGCAGGACUUUGUGACUCUGGACUAUCGCCUGCGCUACUACCCCAGCAUCACGUACGCCGUCAUUGGCAGCGCCGUCAUCUUCGUCCUGGUGGUGGCGUUGCUCGCCCUGGUGCUUCAUCACCAGAGGAAGCGAAGCAUCCUGCUGCCCAGAGGCGUGAGGGGGAGCUUGCACCACCACCACCAGCCCCUGCUGCUGUCCCGUCUGGUCAUUUUGGAGCGGGGCCACGUCCAUCCCGGGGGUCCAGGCUUCUCCCCCGGCUCCCCCACCGCAGCGGGCCAGUACAGCUCAACUCCUCAGGCACUACAUCUGCUGUCUGGGACCCUUUAUCCCUCCGGACUCUCCAUGGACUCACCUCCAUCCUACUCACAAGCUGUUCUGGAUGUCAGUCGGCCUCCCUGGUUUGAUCUCCCUCCACCUCCGUACCUCGCAGAAGGAGAGCUUCCAUCGGAGGGCGAGCUGCCUCAAUACGAGGGCCCACAGGACCCUUUGAGCCUCCCCACAACGCAUCUCUCUGCACCCUCAACACCCAGAACUGUGGCCUCAGGCACGCAGCCCACUUCCAGCUCCAGAGGGGAGUCGGAGCAGCCGUAGCCUCUCUGUUGGUAGAACUAGUCAGAACUCAGAGACUGUAGGACUGACGGAGCAGGCUGCAGGGCCACGAGGCCAGGACAGUCCAGAGGAAAGCCCUGCGAUGGAGAAUCCACAGGGACUGAGAGACUAAAUGAUGCCCUAAACUCUUGGGCUGAUUGAAGCACUGGACUGAGAGGAGCUCAUCCUGCGAGACCAAUGUUGUGUGCUGGCUCCCCCUACUGAGGUCAUGGCUGCACUACACCCUCAUCUGUUAGACGUUCAUUCAUUUCUCUACAGUUGGCUUCAGUUGACGUGCGCUCCCCUUGGAAAUAUACUCUGUAUGAUGCAUUACAGUUACCAUAGCCUGCAUCUCUAAAGAGUUAAACUUACACUUAUUAUGAAGAUAUUCAUUAACCUAUCACAUAGGAUGAUAACUGAAAAGGUUGUUGUUUUUUAUAGUAGUUUAUGGAGUGGUGUUAUUCUCCAGUUUAACUCACUUGGAAGGUACUUACAGCGCCAUGCACCAUUUUGCAAUACUCCUUACCAUACUUCACAUUUCACAUCCACAAUGUUUUCCAUAGUGGGCUUUAUAAGAGAUUUGUAUUGUGUUAAAGUGGACCUAUUAUGCUAUAUUGGAAAAAAUAUAUUGUAGGGCCAUACCUAUGCAAAACAUGUCU
Trematomus bernacchii (emerald rockcod) is the source of this 1898-nucleotide messenger RNA. RefSeq names its product low density lipoprotein receptor class A domain containing 3 (gene ldlrad3). The transcript is spliced from 7 exons. The record is from RefSeq and is a predicted model, not a curated record. Bases 184 to 1242 code for a protein of 352 amino acids. Gene Ontology annotation, biological process: receptor-mediated endocytosis. Lineage: Eukaryota; Metazoa; Chordata; Actinopteri; Perciformes; Nototheniidae. Gene Ontology annotation, molecular function: protein binding. Gene Ontology annotation, cellular component: plasma membrane.